Messenger RNA from Serpula lacrymans var. lacrymans S7.9, 1844 nucleotides. Its product is annotated as glycosyltransferase family 21 protein. NCBI's taxonomy places the organism in Eukaryota, Fungi, Basidiomycota, Agaricomycetes, Boletales, Serpulaceae. Bases 40 to 1335 code for a protein of 431 amino acids. Gene Ontology annotation, molecular function: ceramide glucosyltransferase activity. The transcript has 3 exons. Gene Ontology annotation, cellular component: membrane. Gene Ontology annotation, biological process: glucosylceramide biosynthetic process. The record is from RefSeq and is a predicted model, not a curated record.
GAGCAUACUAGUAUAUGUCGACUGGUAUUGAGUCUGGCGAUGACAGUGACCACAUCAAAAGGGGACGUUAUUCUCUUUGCACUAUCUGUCAUUGGUUUAAUAUGGUACGUUGUCUUGUGGUCAAUAGGUAUUCUAGGAUGCAGGACUGCUCGCAGAAGGUAUCUUCGGCCAUGGUCUCCCUUGGCACCCGUCCCUGCCUCAUCCGCGCCAGGUGUUUCCAUCUUAAGACCUCUCAAAGGCUUAGAUACCAAUCUGUAUGAAAAUCUUGAAUCAACUUUCGUACAAGAAUAUCCCAAUUUCGAGAUCUUGCUGUCUGUAGCGUAUGAACACGACCAAGCACUUUCUGUAGUCCGGGAACUGACAGAAAAAUACCCAGAUGUCGAUGUUAAGGUUGUGAUUGGAGAAGACGUGGUAGGAGUUAACCCUAAAGUUAACAAUCUGAUUCGGUCGUACCGUCAGGCUGCCAAUGAUAUCCUGUGGGUCAUUGAUUCCAAUGUCGCCGUGGAUUCAGGCACGCUAGCGCGAUCUGUCGAUGUAUUAGUUGGACCACCACCCAACUCGCAAUCUUCUCACCGCAAACGCGUUGCUUUGGUGCACCAUGUACCGCUAGCGAAUGCAAAUGAAGCAUGGCUGGGAGCACGAGUGGAAGAGGCUUUCCUCAAUACCAACCACGCAAAGAUGUAUCUGGCUAUUAACACUGUAGCCAUCGAGUCUUGCGUAGUUGGCAAGUCAAAUCUUUAUCGUCGCUCAGACAUUGACAGGGUCAACGGUUUGCUCAAACCAAAGUCUACACCGGAUGGUGCAUCACAGACUGCAGAUUUUGGUCUGGCAGCCUUCGGUCGUUUUCUGGCUGAAGAUAACAUGAUCGCGAGCUCUCUUUGGCAUGAAUUGGGGUUGAGGCAUGACCUCUCAUGUGACGUUGCGCAUAAUGCUGUUGGAAAGAUGACACUCUCCGAUUAUAUUUGGCGGCGGGUACGCUGGAUUCGUGUGCGCAAGCAUAUGGUUUUAGCAGCAACCAUCUUAGAGCCACUCACGGAAAAUUUCGUUGCUAGUUCAAUCGCGGCUUGGAGUCUGUGGUAUUUGACUGGUGUUCCGGCGUGGCUGUUUCUGCCAACGCACCAUAUUAUCUGGCUGUCAGUGGAUAUGGAUGUUUAUGCUUCGCUCGCUGGACAUCCCGUUGUGGCAGAUAAGCGCUUGUCUUUUAUUGGUGCGUGGGCACUCCGUGAAUUAUUGGCUUUUCCUAUAUGGGCGUUGGCUAUAUGUGGCAACGAGGUAGUAUGGAGAGGGGGAAAGUAUCAAGUACUGCGGGCUGGUGAAGUAAAGAAAGCUAAUUAAUGAAAACGAAUUCUUCAUGAGAUGGUUAGAUGUGGGACGUCGAAGGAUUGCCAUGGGCCAUUAGGCACGCGACUCACAACCGUGAUACUGUACAUGGGAUUAGAAUUGCAAAGUAACAAAGCGACAAUAGAAGGAUUUAACAGAACAGCAUAUAAGGCUACAGUAAAGUUGAAUGUAUACAUGACCGAUGAUCUGGAUAUAUCAGGGGCUAUGAACACCGUCACUGCCAGAUGAACUACCAGCUGCUUUAGCUUCGUCCUGACUGUGUUUAGCCAGAAGCCUGAAGUGAUAGAUCAUCACGACUUCCUCGAAGAAAGAGUCAGACCAGUCAUUCACACGGCAAUUGUCCAGCGCUGAUAAGCGCAGACGGAUCUCGCGUCCCUCGCAAAGAAUUUUGCGAAGCGAUGACUCCGCAUUUACAGCCGAGAUAGUUGGCGUGCUGUGUCGUGAUUCUCGAGCAUCUUUCUGCCUCUGGUUUGAGAACCAAUUCUUCACUUGAUGGUAUUCUC